AUGCCAAAAGUUAGAAGAGAGAAGUCUCCGGCUAUGGAUUGCAGUGAAUCAUAUCCCUAUCCUUCCAGUUCCAGUUCCAAGAAUCUUGAGCUGCCUAAACCUAGGUUUGGAUCCGCCGAGGAUUGGAAAGAAUGGGAUGAUACUAGAUGUUCUAUUUGCAUGGAAACUCCUCAUAACACUGUUAUUCUGAAGUGUUCUUCGUAUGAGUUUGGUUGUCGUCCUUACAUGUGCAAUACUAGUUACAGACACUCCAACUGUCUCGACCAAUUCUGCAAGUCAUUUGAUUCUCAUCUAUCGUCGGCAAAACUAGAAGAAAUUCCGCUCAUAAGAACAGCGCCUCAUGACAAGAAAGUUCGGUCAGAGGUUGUGAACCCCCCUCAAUUUGUGAGUCAGUUGCAACCAAAGCUUAUCUGUCCUCUUUGUCGGGGAGGAGUAUAUGGAUAUAUGGUAUCGGAGCCUGCUCGAAGGUAUAUGAAUGGUAAACGAAGGACUUGUUCGUCUGAGACGUGUGAAUUCCAGGGAACAUAUCCAGAACUCAGAAAGCAUGCUAGGCUGGAGCAUCCUUCUGUUCGGCCAUCAGAGGUGGAUUUCUCACGGUGGCAUGACUGGUCAAGGAUGGAACAGCAAAGAGACUUUGAAGAUCUUUUUAGCUCAAUCAGUGCAAGUUCUGGUGCUGAUUACAGUGGAGAAGAAGAUGUCAUGCAUUGGGCUGGGGGUUUAGCAGACAUGAUGUCCAUCUUAGCGGCUGAAAUGUACUCCCCUGAUAUAGAUGGUUUUGUGACUAGUUUAUUUUCUGAUCCAACACCUAGAGCCCCAUCACAUGACAGAAGAUCUGAAACAAUCUACGUGAUACCAAAUGAUACACAGACAACUCAAUCUGCUACACCGAGAUCCAUUUUUUCUUCUACACAUUUUACGUUGCCUGAAAUGUCUUAUCCAAUGCCUACAAUGCCAUCGCACGACAGAAGAUCUGAAACGAUGCGCGGGGUAUCAAAUAAUACACAGACAAAUCAACCCGCUAGACGAAGAUCCACUUUACCUUCAACACAUCAAGGGGAGAGAAUUGAAAGAGGUGGAUUGAGAUUCACUUUACCUUCAACACAUCAAUGGGAGAGAAUUGAUAGCAGUGGAUGGAGAUCCAUUUCGUCAUCGUCCCGUGAUCAGGGGGCAAAUAGUACUGCUAGAUGGAGAGAAAAUAUUCCACCCUCAAGAAUGGCUCAGGCUCACAGUGAAAUUGUUGAAAAUUAUUAUAGAGAGUUGAGCCCUAGGGGCAGAACAUCGUCAACAAGGCGGCCUCGAGUCUCUCAUACUAAUCCCCAACACAGCUAUUCUUCUAGAAGAAUUCUUGGUCAACAAUUUUCUCAUACUAAUUCCCGGCACAACUAUUCUUCUUAUAGAAGAACUCCUGGUGGUCAACAAGUUUCUCAGACUAAUCCUCCUGGUGGUCAACAAGUUUCUCAUACUAAUCCCAGGCGUAACCACUCUUCUACAAGAAUUCCUGGUCGACAUUUGCAAUGGCGCAAUCAUGGAUGGUGA
Lathyrus sativus (Indian pea) is the source of this 1536-nucleotide messenger RNA. The record is from the annotation of a GenBank genome assembly. NCBI's taxonomy places the organism in Eukaryota, Viridiplantae, Streptophyta, Magnoliopsida, Fabales, Fabaceae.